GGCAGAGGAGCUGACAGUACUGCUGAGACAGCACUCUGUGGGCGAUUGUUCAGGGCAUACUGGAGGCGGGAGGGAGAUCCACAUAUCUCAGCCCCGCCGGCGUCUGCUUCAUUCCCUGCUGUGAAGAAAUCCCCGCACGUGCGCUUGCAACUGCACAGGGCCAGCUGAGAUGUAAGGCACGGUAAAGGCUUUCCCCACUACGCUUGCGGCUCUGAAGGACAAUGCUGGACAGAUUAACAAAAUCAAUAUGAGGUAGCAAUCACAGAGAGGUUUCUGUCUUCAGCGGUGUGAAAUGAAACAGGGUCAAAUGCAUUGGUGGUGCAACGGAAGGGAGUAAAGACACAGCUGGGAUGGACUUGGCCGGAGCUGGCUGUUAGGCUGAGGAAGAGGUCCCCUGACGAAGCCCUGAUUCUCCAUCCAAAACUCAACAGCUCUGUGCGGUAAAAACCCUGUAGGACAGUUAUUUCUGUAAGAGCAAGUGUCCUAAACCUUUAACGUUGCAGGAUAGGAACAUGAAAUCUCCAGAAUAACUCUCCCCUUAUGCAGAUAACUGGCUGAAAAAUAUUUCCAGAGUAAAACUGCUUAAGAUACAGUGCAUGUAAAAUGCUUCCUUGGUCUUGUGUUUCAGCCUUUGGAGCCCUCCACCGAGUCCCUCCAUGUCUGUAGCCACCAAGCAUUUUUCUCAUCAUGAGUUCUGAGUUAAAUGUUCCAGUGGAUCCUUCCACUCCUGCUUGCUGCUCUGAACCUGGCACAAAAGGCAUGGAUUAUCGGGACUGGGUCCGGCGCAGCUAUCUGGAAUUGGUCACAUCAAACCACCACUCCGUUCAAGCCCUUUCAUGGAGAAAACUGUACCUGAGCCGAGCCAAACUGAAAGCUUCCAGCAGAACCUCUGCUCUGCUCUCUGGAUUUGCAAUGGUUGCCAUGGUGGAGGUGCAGCUGGAGGUACAGUACAAGUACCCCCAGAUGCUGCUGAUUGCUUUCAGUGCCUGCACAACAGUGCUCGUGGCAGUUCAUCUCUUUGCCCUUCUCAUCAGCACCUGCAUUCUGCCUAACGUGGAAGCAGUGAGCAACAUCCACAACCUGAACUCCAUCAGUGAGUCCCCGCAUGAGCGCAUGCAUCCGUACAUCGAGCUGGCGUGGGGCUUCUCCACCGUCUUGGGGAUCCUCCUUUUCCUUGCGGAAGUUGUGCUUCUGUGCUGGAUAAAAUUUCUGCCUGUGGGCUCCAUCCCGAAAAAUGAGACCACCAACGUUGAGAAGCCCAGCGGCCAUGCAGGUUGGCAGUCAGCGCUGGUCUCCACCAUCAUCAUGGUCCCAGUGGGUCUGAUUUUUGUCGUCUUCACCAUUCACUUCUACCGCUCUUUGGUGCGGCACAAAACGGAGCGCCACAACCGAGAGAUCGAAGAGCUUCACAAACUGAAAGUGCAGUUAGAUGGGCAUGACAGAGGCAUGCAGGUAGUGUGACAGAGGCAGAGGCUGCUUCCAGCAAAUCUGCUCAGCUGAGGCUAAGAGCAAAAUACCUGUUUUGCUAGUUGAUGAGACGCACCAGUGAUGGAUUGUCUUGAGGCUUAAAUAUGUAAAUGCUAAUUGCCUGCCAUAUAUAGCUGUGGGUUCUAGGGCUGUUUCAGAUGCUGAGGUCUCUGGCCUGUUUCUGGUCCUACACACUUGCGUACUUAAGUUGACACUGUCAUGGAGUUCAAGAUCAAAACUUUAUCUACCUUAACAUUGUUUCAGGUAGCCAAAAAUCUGUAUUUUUUACAAAGGCAAUAUUCUGUUGCCAAAAGUAAAACUGCAUCAGCUGUCCAAAAAGCCAGUGUGUGUGUGUGUAGGACCUGUCUUAUGUGUCAGAACUCCCUGGCUGUCAGUGCAGCAGCAAUUAACUGGCAGCUCGUUUCUAGAGCUGAGCUGGUUAAUGUGGGUAUCUGCAACUGACUUGAGGAUGUCCAGGAAAGCGCAAUAGAAAUGGCAAGUGUUGAUCACCUUUGUUCCAAAGCAAGUAUUCCAUAAAUACAUAACCAGAAAGAAAUCAGCCUUAGCUCUUAUGUUCUUUUCUUGCUAUUCCUUACUACAUUUUUACAGCUGGGGAGGUAGAAUUUUGAAUUGCAGGAGACUGGGAAGUUCUGUCGUACUUUUUUCAGCAACAUCUGUCACUUUAGACUGAAAUGAAUGCCAAGAUCAUGUGUUUUUUCCCAAUAAGAGACAAGAGUGCCCAGGGAAGGCUUACAGGUGUUUUAGUUUUAACAAGGACAUUCUUAAAACAGAACAGUGACAAGGAAUUUAAUGAGACAAAACUUUGAAGGACUAGAAAAGCAAGUUUCAAGAAGGUAAGGAGUGACAGCAUAUAGCAUAUUGUAGAAAUCUGUCACUAUGUCAUCUUCAUUUAUGUAUUGUUGUAAUGCCUUUUGCCUGGUUUGCUGGAGAGAACAAGCCCCAGUCCUGCGUGUUUCAUCAGUUAUUUGGUUGUUUUUGUCAGCUGUAGCAUUCAUCUGUCAAAAACGAGUGCUUCCUUCUCCCUCCACCAAAGCUCCUCUGGUGGAACCUGGAGCUGUACUGGCGAGUCUGAUGGAGCUGGAUCCAGCAGGAGAGCUGUGUGCCAUUAAAGAGCUAUCACGUUUCACUUGAGCUGACUUUUUUU
This is a messenger RNA of Haliaeetus leucocephalus (bald eagle), 2632 nucleotides long. RefSeq names its product ORAI calcium release-activated calcium modulator 2 (gene ORAI2). Gene Ontology annotation, molecular function: store-operated calcium channel activity. Gene Ontology annotation, cellular component: membrane. The transcript is spliced from 3 exons. The record is from RefSeq and is a predicted model, not a curated record. NCBI's taxonomy places the organism in Eukaryota, Metazoa, Chordata, Aves, Accipitriformes, Accipitridae. Bases 688 to 1461 code for a protein of 257 amino acids. Gene Ontology annotation, biological process: store-operated calcium entry.